AUGUUGUUGCGUAAUUUAGACGUAUCAGAAGGUCUAUGCAAUGGUGUAAGACUCAUUGUAACAAGUCUGUGUAAUCACAUAAUAAAAGCAAAAAUUGUUACUGAUGAACAAUCCGGCAAAGAAGUAUAUAUACCAAGAAUAACCCUUGAUUCAUCAAAAGGACAACUUGGAUGCACCGUGCAGCGUCACCAAUUUCCCGUUAGAUCAACAUUUGCCAUGACUGUCCACAAAUCCCAAGGGCAAACAUUCGAAUCUGUUGGGGUUGACUUAAGGUCAAGCCCGGUCUUCAUGCAUGGCAUGUUGUAUGUAGCAUUUUCUAGAGUUAAGGUAAAAGUUCGUCUUUCAAAUGAUGAUUCUCGACACACCCGCAAUAUAGUUUGGAAGGAAGUAUUAAGUUAA
Melitaea cinxia (Glanville fritillary) is the source of this 399-nucleotide messenger RNA. Its product is annotated as ATP-dependent DNA helicase PIF1-like. NCBI's taxonomy places the organism in Eukaryota, Metazoa, Arthropoda, Insecta, Lepidoptera, Nymphalidae. Bases 1 to 399 code for a protein of 132 amino acids. The record is from RefSeq and is a predicted model, not a curated record. The transcript has a single exon.